CGGCGGCGGUGUGAAGACCGGUACCGGCUCGCGGGACCAGUGUGACAAUUUCGCUCCUUUCGCCGACGAGACCCGAGGAAAGAGUACCAGAAAAGAAUACCAUGGGGCAAACAGUGAAUGAAGAUUCAAUGGAUGCCAAGAAGGAGAAUCAAGAGAAAGCUCCUCACUCAGGUACAUCUUCUGUGCAAAAUGAUGAUUUCCACUGGGAAAAUUACUUGAAAGAGACUGGAUCUUUGAGUGCCCCUUCAGAGUGUUUCAGACAGUCCAAGGUUCCACCAGCUAAUGACUUCAAAGUUGGUAUGAAAUUGGAAGCCCAUGACCCUCGCAAUAUGACUUCAAUCUGUAUAGCCACGGUUGUUGGAAUUACUGGUGCCAGGCUACGUUUAAGACUGGAUGGUAGUGACAACAGAAAUGAUUUUUGGAGACUUGUCGAUUCUCCAGACAUACAGCCUAUUGGGACAUGUGAAAAGGAAGGGGACUUACUUCAGCCUCCACUGGGGUAUCAGAUGAAUGCGUCAUCUUGGCCAAUGUUCCUCUUACGAACACUGAAUGGAUCUGAAAUGGCACCUGCGACAUUCUUUAAGAAGGAACCACCAAAGCCACCUCUAAAUAAUUUUAAAGUGGGAAUGAAACUUGAAGCUAUAGACAAAAAGAACCCUUAUCUGAUCUGCCCUGCAACUAUUGGAGAUGUUAGAGGAGAUGAAGUUUAUAUCACAUUUGAUGGCUGGAGUGGAGCUUUUGAUUACUGGUGCAAGUACGAUUGUCGAGAUAUUUUCCCAGUUGGGUGGUGUCGCCUGACAGGAGAUGUAUUACAACCACCUGGAACUCAUGUGCCUGUUACAAAGAAUAUAGCAAAAACACAGUCUUCUCUUUCCAAAGCAACCCAACGUUCAAUGCAGUCUCCACAGAAAACUGCUGUAAUAUUACCAACACAGCAGAUCAGGAAAUCAGGUCGCACUAAACCACCUGCACAGACUUCAGUCCCUAAGAAGGGAAGUGCUGUUAAAAAUCUUACACCAAAGAAAAAAGGCCCAAAAAAGGAAAAAUAUUUUCCUGUUUUGUGUUCUACAUCUUCAGCUUCUAUAAAAUCUCUGGCCAGAGACCGUCGUGUUUCAUAUGAUAAGGAUGCUGCUCCUGGCACAUCUAAAAUAGUGAUGUCAACAGUCUGUGUCUAUGUAAACAAACAUGGAAACUGUGGCCCUCACCUGGAUCAGAAGAAAAUCCAGCAGCUGCCUGACCACUUUGGCCCGGGCCCCGUGAAUGUGGUGCUCCGGAGGACCGUGCAGGCCUGUGUGGAUUGUGCCAUUCAAAGUAAGACUGUUUUUGGAUUUCUUAAGCCAGAUCAUCGUGGAGGAGAAGUGAUAACUGCUUCCUUUGAUGGGGAAACUCACUCUAUCCAGCUCCCUCCAGUGAAUAGUGCAUCAUUUGCUCUUCGCUUUCUUGAGACCUUAUGCCAUAGCUUGCAGUGUGAUAACCUUCUGAGUAGCCAGCCUUUUAGCUCUUACAGAGGUACUACUCCUAAUCCUGCAGAGCAUGAUAAAAAUAAAUCAGUAAAAGAAGACAUAACAGAAAAGAAAAGCCCCAAACGGUCUUCACAGGAACCUAUACCUUAUGUUGCUCCUGUGUCACCUAAGCUCCCCAAAACAAAGAUGCAUGCCCCUAAAGAAGAACUAUUGUCUUCUGAGGGAAAUGGCGUGCCCAAAGAGGAAAAGCUUCCUGAAGAUUCCAAAAACUCACCACUAAAUCCAGCAAAUUCUUUAAGCUCUACCAGCAGAAAUCCUGUAAGCACUCAUACUGCAGUCUCCAGGAAUUUUUCUCCAAGUGUGCCAGGCACCUCAAGUUCAGCACUAGUGGGGACCAGAUCUACCAAGAGCAGUCACCAUGAAGUUAAAUUCCAAAUGCAGAGGAAAAGUGAAGCUCCAAGUUAUAUAGCUGUACCUGACCCCAGUGUCCUGAAACAAGGCUUCUCUAAGGACCCUUCAACCUGGUCUGUGGAUGAAGUGAUACAGUUUAUGAAACAUAAAGAUCCUCAGAUAUCAGGCCCCCUCGCCGACCUCUUCAGGCAACAUGAAAUUGAUGGGAAGGCUCUGCUACUACUCAAAAGUGAUGUGAUGAUGAAGUACAUGGGGCUGAAGCUGGGGCCAGCAUUAAAGUUAUGUUACUACAUUGAAAAACUAAAAGAAGGAAAAUACAAUUGAAAAAAAAAUGUGUAAGUUUAGAUUGGACAGCAUUCUCUGUUAUCCUGAUAACUUUUAAUUUAAAAAUAUUUUAAUUCCCCUAGCAGCUUUUGUUUGGUAGACAGUUCCUCUAAAAAUAGGUUAUAUCCAGAAUUGCAGAACAACAUGAUAGUCCAAUCUACUUCUUUAAAAAACCAUUUACGUGUUAGUAUUAGCAUAUUCAAAUUGGGAGUUCUUUAUGUCUUUUUAUUGUUUUACAGUUUACAGUUUAUCACUUUGUACAAUUUACAAAUGUAUUUUCAUGCUGGAAACAGAGAAACACCUUUGAUUUCAGUUAAUGUUUUUUUUUAAUUUAAUUUUAUUACGUUAGUCACCAUACAUCAUUAGUUUUUGAUGUAGGGAUCCACUAAGUUAAUGUUUAUAUAUAGAACCAAAACAGCUAAAUCCCAAAGCGGGAAGUAUCAGGGACUGACAAGUUCUCUAAUGAAAUCUGUGACGAGUUUUCCUUAGAAGAGAAUUUAAAGAUGCAGCUGUAGAUACUCUUUCUCCAGAUAUUUUAUGUCUGUUACUACAAGUUCUGUUCCUGUCCUGCCAGUCUCUAGAAAGGGAAAGCCAUAUAAGUUAUUUUCCUUUUGUUAUUAUUUCUCUGUGUGUUGUAUUUGUUCAUAUUUAAAGAAAAAAAGCAAGCUUAUAAACUUUCAUAAAGUGUUCUUAAUCAGUUUUUGAUAACUUUUGAACAAUUAUAGGAUAAAUAGAAUGGUUGUUUUAUGCAGGAGAUAUUAUACUACAAGGGUGGUUUGGAUGGAGUCUGAUUAAAUAUUUUUCAAUAAUAUACCUGUUAUUUUAAAACAUUACAUAUUUUUGCUAAGUGUAGACAUUUAACUGGGCAUUCAUUUCUCACAUCUCUAUAUGAAGACACCUGUGCCCAAAUUUUUUAAAGAUAGAUAUUUUAUUGUCUGUGUUUAUUCCUCAUAUGGAUACUAUACCGUAUUUAUAUAUUAUUCUAUACCUGUAGGUAUACAAACAAGUAAAUCUGUUCUUUUUGAAUUUAAUAUGGCACUUUGUACCGCCACAGAGGUAAUGGUGAACCCUAUUUAUAUAGUUAGAGGUUUUUAUUCUGUAAACAAUAUGUGCAUCAAUUGCUAUGACUAUUACCUCUCAGCUUUGUCUUCAGGGGAUAAGAAACAAUCCGUAGGUUGCUUUUCAUACAGGGAAGCUCUCUGUCCUAUGCAAUGUUUCUAGUUAAUUUGCUUAGCUCUGAGCCAUUUAUUCUGCUAAAUUUUGGAAGAUGCAUUAAUUCUGACUUACCAUUUUGGGCUUUAUUUUUAAAGUUAGAACUUUUAAGGGGAAAUGGUGCUAUAUGUUGUAAUUACAUUGUAUAAGUUUGGUGUAAUGUUUAUAAGCUAUGAGAAGCUGUGCUAAAAGUCUUAGCCAUUUGUUGUAAAUGCCAACAAAAUAUACACCAGGGGCAUGAAUGUACAUUUUCUUUCUCAGAAAACCAAAUGUACUUUAUAUAAGAAUGCAACUAUUUAAAGGGUGGUUUUAUCUCUGUUAUUCCUUUUGUGUUAGAAGACAAAAUUCUAAUUUAAGCCUGGUCUUAUUUCAAAUUGUUUGUGUGAAGAUGCUGUGCCCAGUUGAACAGUCCUCAGGUGUUUGUAUGAAUACUAUGUUUUACAGUUUUCAGAUUUUAAAAUAUAAUAAAGUUUUAAAACCACAA
Messenger RNA from Leptonychotes weddellii (Weddell seal), 3894 nucleotides. RefSeq names its product Scm polycomb group protein like 2 (gene SCML2). Gene Ontology annotation, biological process: negative regulation of DNA-templated transcription. Gene Ontology annotation, molecular function: histone binding; chromatin binding. The record is from RefSeq and is a predicted model, not a curated record. Lineage: Eukaryota; Metazoa; Chordata; Mammalia; Carnivora; Phocidae. Gene Ontology annotation, cellular component: nucleus.